AUGUCAAGAUCAAGGCCAGAGAAAAAUCAAUCAAUAAGUGAACAAGAGAAGGAAACUUCAAAAAUAGAUGAUGCAUCAACAAAUCAAGGAAAUCAAUCACCUAAGAAAGACACAAGAGAGGUUGAACAACUACAACCAAAAAAGGAUGCAGCAGGAAAUGAAUCAACUGAAAAUGAGCCUCCAAAAGAGGCUACAACAAAGGAUCAGCCUACACAACAAGUGAAGGCUAUAGCAGAGGAUGAGCCUCCAGCAGAGGAAGAGCCUCCAAAAGAGGAUGAGCCUCCAGCAGCAGUUGAAGAAACACAUUCAUACAUAAUGCAAAACAAGGUCAUUGCUGCUAAAAAGGCCCCUGCUACAACUGUUGAUACUGCUGGAAAAGCCACUGCUGCUGAAAUGGCCCCAGCUACAACUACUGAAAAGUCCUCUGCUGCAGAAAAAUCCCAUGCAACAAGUUCUGCCAAUGCACAACAGAAAGCCCCUGCUGAAAUUAAAAAAAUCCUAUUAGGUGGUGAAGAAAUUGAGAUUGAGGAUGAAACAGAUGAAGAAUUAGAAAGACAAAGACAAGAAGAAUUGCAAAGGGAUGAGGAGUUGACAAGAAUAUUGAGAGAUGUUAAGUUGCCUAGCAUAUCAGCUAUAGCAACAGCUGCUGCACCAAUUGCUGAAAACCUACCAGCAGCAACAACACCCAAAAAACCUGGGCGUCCAAGGGCUGCAACUGCAGUUGUAGAGAAACCUGCUGAGAAAACAGGGCGUACAAGGGCUGCAGUUAUUGGGAAAGCAGGCCAAAAAGGUGGUCAGAAAAGACCUGUUGCAUCAGCCAAAGGUCCUGCAAAAAAAAGAAAAGUCAUAGAUCAAGUGUCUUAUGAUGAACCAUCAGAGGAUGAAGAACAAGAAGAAGUCCCUACAACAAGUUCUGCUCCUGCAGAAAAGAAAAUUCUUAAAAAAGUAGAACAAAAAGACAGUGAGGAUCCAGCUUUUGAUGCUGAAAAAGAAGAAGAUGAAGAAAGUGAGGAGGUGGAAGUAGUUCAAGAAAAGAAAACAACAUUGAAAAAACCAAAAGCUGAAGAAAAAAGAAUGGUUAUGUAUGAGAGGGAACCAAUAAAAAAGAUUGUGAAGAGGAAAACUGAAUUUUCAGUGGCUAAAAAAAAGAAGAGGAGGAAGAAAAGAAUGAAGAGGAAGUUGGAAGUUCGACAAGAGGAGGCAAUGUCAAAUUCAUGCAUUGGGUUAAGAAAAUGA
This is a messenger RNA of Chenopodium quinoa (quinoa), 1236 nucleotides long. Its product is annotated as fibrous sheath CABYR-binding protein-like. The coding region runs from base 1 to 1236 and encodes 411 amino acids. NCBI's taxonomy places the organism in Eukaryota, Viridiplantae, Streptophyta, Magnoliopsida, Caryophyllales, Amaranthaceae. The record is from RefSeq and is a predicted model, not a curated record. The transcript has 9 exons.